Molecule: messenger RNA, 3540 nt
Organism: Oncorhynchus nerka (sockeye salmon)
Lineage: Eukaryota; Metazoa; Chordata; Actinopteri; Salmoniformes; Salmonidae
Product: NLR family CARD domain-containing protein 3-like
Exons: 10
Coding region: 80-3424 (1114 amino acids)
Biological process (GO): intracellular signal transduction
Molecular function (GO): protein binding
Source: RefSeq, a predicted model, not a curated record
GUUGUGUUGAAGACCAAUCAAGCAGGAGAGACCAGCCUCCCCUGUACCCAGCUGUGUGUCCCUGAAGAGUGACAAGUCUAUGGAACUACCUAUACUGUUUAGAGAGGGAGACUUUUCUACUAAACAAAGACCAAUCAAGCAGGAGAGACCAGCCUCCCCUGUUCCCAGCUGUGUGUCCAUGAAGAGUGACUGGUCUAUGGAUCCUCCUCUAUACUUUAGAGAGGGAGACUUUUCUCCUGAACAAAGAAACCAACAGGAGAGAUCAGAGUCAGAGAUUCUCAGUGGUCAGUCUUCCCAGAGUCAUCAAACAGACCUGGCCUCCAUAUUCAGUAUGCUUGAAGAGAAAAUUAUGACAUUUGUGAAGAACGAGCUGAAGAUGUUCAAGAGGAUUCUUAGUCCAGAACUCCCAGAAGGCUUUGAGAGUCAGAAGCAGGAUAAGGAAGUGGUGGAUGCUGAAGAUGAGCAGCAGGAGAGCAGUGCCAGAGAGGGGGCUCUGAAGAUCACACUGCACAUCCUGAGGAAAAUGAACCAGAAGGAGCUUGCUGACACACUGGAGAAAUAUUCAGAUGAGCUCGCUGUGAUUUGCCAACGUGAACUCAAAUCUAAUCUACAGAAGAAGUUUCAAUGUGUAUUUGAGGGGAUCGCUAAACAAGGAAACCCAACACUUCUCAAUAAGAUCUACACAGAGCUCUACAUCACAGAGGGUGGAACAGGAGAGGUCAAUAAUGAACAUGAGCUGAGACAGAUUGAGACAACAACCAGGAAACAAGCAAGACCAGAGACUCCAAUCAAAUGUAACGAUAUCUUCAAACCCUUAACUGGACAAGACAAACCUAUCAGAACUGUGCUGACAAAGGGAGUCGCUGGCAUUGGAAAAACAGUCUCUGUGCAGAAGUUCAUUCUGGACUGGGCUGAAGGAAAAGCAAAUCAGGAUGUCCAAUUUGUAUUUUCAUUCCCUUUUCGGGAGCUGAAUUUGAUGAAAGAGGACAAACACACUUUCAUUGAACUUCUCAAUUACUUCUCAAUGGAAACCAAACAAUCAAGAAUCUCCAUCUACAACAAGUACAGAGUUCUGUUAAUCUUUGAUGGUCUGGAUGAGUGCCGACUGCCCCUAGACUUCAAGAAUAACAAGAUCUGUUGGGACGUCACAGAGUCAACCUCCGUGGAUGUUCUGCUGACAAAUCUCAUCAGGGGAAAUCUGCUUCCCUCUGCUCUCCUCUGGAUAACUACCCGACCUGCAGCAGCCAAUAAGAUCCCUUCAUGGUGUGUUGACCAGGUGACAGAGGUACGAGGGUUCAAUGACCCACAGAAGGAAGAGUACUUCAGGAAGAGAUUCAGUGAUGAGGACCUGGCCAGCAGAAUCAUCUCACACAUAAAGACAUCAAGGAGCCUCCACAUCAUGUGCCACAUUCCAGUCUUCUGUUGGAUUUCUGCAACAGUCCUUGAACACAUGCUGAAACAUAAGAGAGAAGAGAUGCCCAAGACUCUGACUGAGAUGUACACACACCUUGUGGAGUUUCAUACCAAACAGAAGAAUGAAAAGUAUCUUGGGAAAGAAGGGACAGGUCCACACUGGAAUAAAGAGAGCAUUCUGUCACUGGGAAAACUGGCUUUUCAACAGCUUGUGAAUGGCAAUCUGAUUUUCUAUGAAGAAGACCUGAAAGAGGCUGGCAUUGAUGUCAAUGAAGCCUCAGUGUACUCGGGAUUGUGCACACAGCUCUUUAAAGAGGAAUGUGUGCUGUACCAGGACAAGGUGUACUGCUUUGUUCAUCUGAGCAUUCAGGAGUUUCUGGCUGCUGUAUAUGUGUUCCUCUCAUUCAUCAACAACAAUGAGAAUCUAAUGGACAAACUGCAAACAAACGACGAGCCUGAAGUUACUUUCUACAAGAGUGCUGUGGAUAAAGCCUUACAAAGUGAGACAGGAAACCUGGACCUUUUCCUCCGCUUCCUACUGGGCCUCUCACUGGAGUCCAAUCAGAAGCACUUACGAGGUCUACUGACAAAGACAAGAAUCAGCUCACAGAGCCAUGAAGAAACAGUCAAGUACAUCAAGGAGAAGAUCAGGGAGAAUCCCUCUCCAGAGAGGAGCAUCAAUCUGUUCCACUGUCUGAAUGAACUGAAUGACCAUUCUCUAGUGGAGGAUAUCCAAAGCUUCCUGAACUCAGGAAAUCUCUCAAAACCCAGCCUGUCACCUGCACAGUGGUCAGCUCUGGUCUUUGUGUUGCUGACUUCAGAAAAGGAGCUGGAUGUGUUUGACCUGAAGAAAUACUCCAGAUCAGAGGAAGGUCUUCUGAGGCUGAUGCCAGUGGUUAAAGCCUCCAGAGCUGUUCUGCUGUCAGGCUGUGGAAUCACAGAGGAAGGCUGUGCUUCUCUGGUCUCAGCUCUGAAGUCAAAACCCUCACACCUGAGAGAGCUGGAUCUGAGUAACAAUGACCUGAAGGAUUCAGGAGUGAAGCUGCUCUCUGCUGGACUGGGGAAUCCCCACUGUAAACUGGAGACUCUGAGGCUGUCAGGCUGUCUAGUCACAGAGGAAGGCUGUGCUUCUCUGGUCUCAGCUCUGAGGUCAAACCCCUCACACCUGAGAGAGCUGGAUCUGAGGAACAAUGACCUGAAGGAUUCAGGAGUGAAGCUGCUCUCUGCUGGACUGGGGAAUCCCCACUGUAAACUGGAGACUCUGAGGCUGUCAGGCUGUCUGGUCACAGAGGAAGGCUGUGCUUCUCUGGUCUCUGCUCUGAGGUCAAACCCCUCACACCUGAGAGAGCUGGACCUAAGCUACAAUCACCCAGGAGACAAAGGUGUCAGACUGCUCUCUGCUGGACUGGAGGAUCCACACUGCAGACUGGAGAAACUCAAUGUGGAACAUGGUGGAGAGAACACAAUGAAACCUGGACUUAGAAAAUAUGUCUGUGAUCUCACACUGGACCCAAACACAGUAGACAGAUGCCUCUCUCUGUCUGAGGAGAACAGAAAGGUGACAUGUAGGACAGAGGAGCAGCCGUAUCCUGAUCACCCAGAGAGAUUUGAGGACUGUGGACAGGUGCUGUGUAGAGAGGGUCUGACUGGGCGCUGUUACUGGGAGGUAGAGUGGAGUGGGAGAGGGGCUGAUAUAGGAGUGACAUAUAAAGGAAUCAGCAGGAGAGGAAGGGGUGAUGACUGUUGUCUUGGAUGGAAUGACAAGUCCUGGAGUCUGUUCUGCUCUCACAACAGUUACAUUGCCUGGCACAAUGAGAAUCCCACGACCAUAGUCGUCCCCUCCUCCAGCUCCCACAGAGUAGGAGUGUAUCUGGACUGGCCAGCCGGCACUCUGUCCUUCUAUAGAGCCUCCUCUGACACGUUGACCCACCUGUACACAUUCACCUCCACAUUCACUGAGCCCCUCUAUCCAGGGUUUAGGGUUCAUGAUGAUUCCUCAGUGACUCUGUAAAUAAUAACCUGAAACACAUACACACACACACACUCACACACUGGACACACAAACACACACACACACACUGGACACACACACACACACACACACACACACUGGACACACACACACAC